This is a messenger RNA of Pistacia vera, 1754 nucleotides long. Its product is annotated as cytochrome P450 CYP72A219-like. Lineage: Eukaryota; Viridiplantae; Streptophyta; Magnoliopsida; Sapindales; Anacardiaceae. Bases 347 to 1678 code for a protein of 443 amino acids. The transcript is spliced from 5 exons. Gene Ontology annotation, molecular function: iron ion binding; monooxygenase activity; heme binding. The record is from RefSeq and is a predicted model, not a curated record.
CUCUUGACGUUUCUAUCCGUCAGUACUCACUGGACAUUUUACAAGUCAGUCAAUAGUUUAUGAUGAUCAUCUAAACUCUAAAUCCAUCCAUAUAAGAAUAAGAGAAAGAGAGAUACUAGUUUUGGCAAGUAUGCUUUUGAUGACACUCUGUGUUCUGAUUAUAUCAUUGAUCUGGGGUCUAAAAUUCUUGAACAAGAUAUGGUGGAGACCUAAGAGGAUAGAGAAGCAACUAAAGAAGCAAGGGAUCCAUGGAUAUCCAUACGGGUUGUUGCAUGGUAACACCAAGGAGAUGAUGAAGCUAGCAUAGGAAAAUCGGUCUAACCCUAUUGUAUCAAACCAUGAUAUUAUGCCUCGCGUCAAUCCCUUACUUCACGAGCUGGCCAUCUCCUACAAUGCAGAGAAGACAUUCGUGGUUUGGUAUGGAACAACUCCUCGUGUGGCAAUCAUGGAUCCUAAGUUGAUAAAAGAAGUAUUCUCAAACAAAUCUGGUAAUUUCCCCAAGCCAGAAAUAAGUCUGUUGACUAAGUUGUUUGCCACGGGCCUUGCAACUUAUGAGGGUCAUAAAUGGUCCAAACAUAGAAAGAUUAUCAACCCUGCCUUCCAUAUAGAAAAGUUAAAGCAAAUGUUGCCUGCAUUCUCUACCUGUUGUGAAGAACUGAUAGAGAAAUGGGACAACUUAGUAACUGGGUUGGGAGGUUCUUGUGAAUUGGAUGUGUCUAUAGAGUUUCAGAACUUUACUGGAGAUGUUAUAUCAAGAGCAGCUUUCGGUAGCAGUUUCGAAGAGGGGAGAUUGAUAUUCUUACUCCAAAAGGAACAAGGGAAACUCUUUUUACAGUCUCUGGCUUACGAUAAAUUCCCACUGUUUAGGUUUCUUCCCACGAAAGUGAACAGAAGAAUGAGACAAAUCUAUAGAGAAGUUCGAACCAUAUUAAGAGGUAUAAUAGAGAAAAGAGAGAAAGCUAUACUGAUGGGAAACACUAGUGACAAAGAGGAUUUGCUUGACCUAUUGUUAAAGUCUAAUCUCAAUGAGCUUCAAGAGAACCAGAACUCAAAUGCCGGUAUGACAACAGAGGACGUUUUUGAAGAAUGCAGACUAUUUUACUUUGCUGGUCAGGAGACCACAGCCAAUUUGCUAACAUGGACUAUGAUCGUGUUGAGCAUGCAUAUCAAUUGGCAAGAGCGAGCCAGAGAAGAGGUCCUACAAAUUCUAGGGAAAAACAAACCAACUUUUGAUGACUUGAACCACUUGAAGAUUGUGAAUAUGAUCCUGCAUGAGGUUCUCAGGUUAUACCCACCAACUUCACUUCUCCGAAGCAUAGUCAAAGAGACCAAACUAGGAGAUUUCUGUUUACCGGCAGGAAUUGAAUUGUUUAUGCCAAUGCACCUUGUCCAUAGGGAUCCUGAACAAUGGGGAGAAGAUGCAACGGAAUUCAACCCACAAAGAUUUUCUGAAGGUAUGUCCAAGGCGUCCAAGGAUCAAGUCUCAUACUUUCCUUUCGGUUAUGGACCAAGAAUAUGCAUUGGGCAAAACUUUGCAAUGCUUGAAGCUAAACUGGCAUUAUCUCAGAUCUUGCAACACUUCUCAUUUGAGCUGUCGCCUACCUAUACUCACGCUCCUUCUAUUGUUCUAACACUUCAACCCCAGUAUGGCGCUCAGAUCAUCAUGCAUAAACUUUAAGGAAAAGUCUUUAUCACCAUUCAAGAAGGUGGCCACCCCUUACAUUUCUUUAUAUUAAUCAUCAUCAGUGCUUCAA